CUCAGUGUACAUCGUGCGUGUUCAUCUUCUCCUGCUGUUGCCCAGCCCGCACCUGUCCGGCCAGUGCAGGGGGCGGGAGAUUGGUCUUCCUUUUAUGGUCUCCGCUUCCUUCCUGGGAGCUUCAUUUGGCUGAGGCGAGGAGGAAGCAGCGCACCACCAUCCGACUGUCCUCCACUCCACAGAGGCUGCGGCGCGCCACGCUCAGCCUGUAGCUUGCUGGAGCCGCAAUGUUUUAUCCCUAAAACUGAGAAUGACAACUAUGAAAUCAUAGUCGUGAUCGCUGGAGACGGACCAUUCUUUAUUUCCUCUUUUAGUCUUUUUUUUCUUUUGCUUGUUUCCGUCGCCCAUCAGUCUGUGGAAUGAUCUGCCUUUUCUCCCCUGGGUCGUUUCCACUUCAGCAUGGGAACUGCGGUGUCCAAAAGGAAGACUAUCAAGAGUGAUGCGUUAUCAUCCGUCGCCGCAAAAGUUAGAGCAGCCAGAGCAUUUGGAGAAUACCUGUCCAAUACCAAUCCAGAAAACAGCAACGGAGCAGAUCAUUUAUUGUCUGACACCUUCCCUGGCCAGGACUGCGACCCUCCAGACGUCAGCCGCUUGCAUAGCAACAAUCAGCCACCACAGCGCUGUGGUUUGCCUGUAGAUAAACCCAACCAGUCCAGCCAGUCUAAUUCCAGUGUUCAUUCACAGUCUCAGCCUCUGGUCAACACCAUCCAGGCUCCAGCACCUUUGGGCCCAUCCAAACGUAGACUCUCUGUUGAGCACAGCCUCUCUGUAGAGGAUCCACAAGGUGCCAGAGGCCCAGAGGGGGGUGUGGCAGCAAAGCCAGCCAGAGUGUACACAAUCACCAGGGAGGGAGGGAUGACCCUGGGGGGCCAGAGCAGCAACGAAAGCCUGGAACUGGAGGUGCUGAAGGGAUCCAGGGAGCAGCCCAUUUCCCAGGCCCCAGCCAGUGCCGACCACAACCCAUCCUGCAGUAUUCAACAGUCCAUCACAGGUGCACACAGCAGCCAUCAUCAUAGUAGCCAUCAUCGCAGCAACCAUCACCAUGCCCACCAGCACCACGGAGGCCCGCCAUCAUCGCAGCCGCUACAAAACUCGGGGAGCACCAAUAACUUCCGGGAGUGGGGGAUAAGGAGAGGGGGGUCACGGGACGACUACACUCCAGACUGCGUGACCUGCAUUCGGGCUCCGUGUCAAAGCCAGCGUUCCCUUGACCUGGAUACCUCACCACGGGAUGGAGGAAAGCAUCGCAAGAAACUGGAGAGGAUGUACAGCGAGGACAGAGCCUCUGCUGAUGACAGGGAGGGCAAUCCUAAUAGUUGGUUCCCCAAAGAGAAUAUGUUCAGCUUUCACACAGCCACCACCACCAUGCAGGCAAUAUCGGCUUUUCGAGGCAUUGCUGAGAGAAAGAGACGGAAAAGAGAGCAGGAGGCAGCCACCGUGAUGGAGAGAAAUUUCCGCAAACACCUCAGAAUGGUGGGCAGCCGCAGGAUGAAGGCCCAAACCUUCACCGACCGCCAAACCAAGAGCUUCAGUCGCUCGUGGAGUGACCCCACCCCUGUCAAGCCUGAAUCACUGCAUGACUCCAGAGACAGUGGUGAGCUUCAGACCUCCUCAGGGACGUUAGAUGAAGGGCUGGAUGAGGAUGCAGAGUGGGAGGAGGAGAGGGAGAUGGAGAGAGUGGCCUGUGAAGGAGAGGACUUCAUCCCACCGAAAAUCAUGCUGAUAUCCUCCAAGGUCCCUAAGGCUGAAUAUGUCCCCAACAUCAUCCGCAGGGAUGACCCCUCCAUCAUCCCCAUUCUUUAUGACCAUGAACAUGCCACAUUUGAUGACAUCCUUGAGGAGAUUGAGAAGAAGCUGACAGCUUACAGGAAAGGCUGUAAAAUCUGGAACAUGCUCAUUUUCUGCCAGGGAGGCCCAGGACAUCUGUACCUGCUGAAGAAUAAAGUCGCCACCUUUGCCAAGGUGGAGAAGGAGGAAGACAUGAUCCAGUUCUGGCGGCAGCUCAGCAGACUCAUGAGCAAGCUGAACCCACAGCCCAACCUCAUCCACAUUAUGGGUUGCUAUGUGUUGGGGAGCGCUAACGGAGAAAAGCUGAUUCAGACUCUGAAGAGACUGAUGAGACCCUCCUCAGUCGAAUUCAAGUCCCCAUUAGAGCUGUCUGCACAGGGCAAAGAGAUGAUUGAGAUGUACUUUGACUUCCGUCUGUUCCGCCUGUGGAAAAGCCGUCAGCACUCAAAGAUGCUAGACUAUGACGACCUCCUGUGAUUGUCACUUUCUACUGGCGUCUUGAAUGAUUAUCUCAUGUCUGAGCCUACUGGUGUAUGCUGGCAGGGCGUUUGGUUGAAGAGCCCUGCAGAGGCACCUAGACCGGCUCUAAGGAAGAACUGGACCAGCAGCAGUUGGGUCUUUCUUCCUUCUGAAGCAACAGGGUGACCCUGUAGAUUCAGCCAGUGGUGUACGUUUUCUCCCAUAUCCAGUUUAACUUUCCGCCUAUAUAUCUGAGAAAUGAGAAGGAGAGGGACAAGAAAAAGGAGGGGUGAGGACUCUUGAUCUUAUCCCGAAUGUGUCAGAUGCUGCUGACUAGAGUUAGACUCCUGAGUUCAGAGAGGAUGUCAGAUAAGAGCGACAGCAGAGACUGAGCUUUGAGGCUAUUAGCCAGCCUUUCUGCUCCUUUAAGAUUGAGGUAUUUUCUUUGUCAAGUGGGGAAGUUAUUUGCAAGGAAUUAGAAUGUAUAUGUAAAUACAUAAAAGCAAAUGCUUACUUAAGCAUUAGAGAAUAGAUUUCCAGCUUCUUUCUCCAUGCUUUCACGUGAAACUCAAAACAUUUAAUUAGUUUUAAAAAAAAUUAGAGGUGUCUAUUUAACACUGCUUUCUCUUUUAAAAAGAUUAGAAUAAAUGUUUUAGUAUUUCAUACAGACUGUUUUAUUAACUCAGGUUACAUCCCUUGUUUGAUACUAAGAACUGUACUCACUGUUCGCAAAAUACUGUAGAAUACUGUAGAAUCCAAGGCCUUCGUACUCCUCACAGAGCCAUCUUCACUGGAACGCUAUUAGCGUUGUGAGGUGGGGAGAGGGGGCAUUUAAGCUAUAUUUUCAUAGUGUUUUAAGUCAACUGUAGCUGAACAGAGAGCUGUGUUGAUGCAUGUUGAUAGCAUUACUGCGAUAAACUUGAACCCGCUGAGCUAAUACCAGCUAUUCUUUCUUGAGCUGCUGGUUCACGGGUGCUUACUUUAGCAGUAUCUUUAUAAGAGUAGACAAAAAUACAUAAUGUAAUGCAUACUGGACUUUAUAUUUGGACACUUGAUUUACACACACUGGGCCUCAUGGAAGAACAUUUUACUUAUCUUAUCCUACAUUUCUCUUUUUUCUUCUAAAGUCAAAUUCAGCUAGCAUAAAUCACUCCUUUCAGACUGAUGAACACCAGUUGUUCACGAGGAGUUGUGUGUUUGUGAAAUUUGAUCAUUAACAUAACGAACCCUAAAAUUGCCAUACAUACAGCUGCCUCUUCAUCUUCCUUUGUGGGGAAAUCUUUACAAAAUCAUAUUCAAGAAUAAUAAAAAGGUUUAAAAAUCUAAGCAAUUUUACAGUCAGUGGUCAUAUUAGUGACAUGUCAUCAGAACAGCAAGUUAGAUGUUAAAAACCAUCUUUCUAAAACAAAGCUGUCUGUAACUAACAUGUAAGGGGGUCAGCUGAUGACACUUACUGAGAUAUUAAAGUAGAGAAUAUUCCUGCCUACAGCGUGUGAUGUUACAUUGCAGCUGAAGCGGAGGAUGAUACUGGACAGAGCACUGCAGAAAGACUUUCAUAUAGUGUUUGAUAUGUACUGCAUAUUUUUACAUGGAAUUAUCUUUAGUUUCAUAUUUAACUUCCAAUUAAUUCAGAUGAAGCAGCAAAGUCAAACCAGUGUGGUUUCCCCCAUGAAGAAAAUCAGUCUCUCUGCUCUUGACUCUACAGCAACAUGAAUUUCAUUUCUACUUAAUGAAAAUUCAAAGUAUGAAAAAAAUGGAUUAUCUUGAAUCUCUCAUACAGUAUGUGUGACUUAGGAACUAAUCUGCUCUUACAGCUGGAUGUUGUGUGAGGCCUAAUGUCUGGAGUCAGUUUGAAUUUCCUGUUUAAAACAACUUGAAUCACUCGAAGUAGCACUAGAGUGGUAGAGGUGAUACUUUAUCUUUGCUUCUUCUCAGCACCUGAUUGUUUUGUGUUAAUAUACUCUUAAAAUCAAUAGUUUAGACAUUUUGGUCGGUAUCACAAGGUGAGGGUCUGUGUCUUAAAAUGCACUUCUUCUCUCAUUUUUGACGUUAAUAUCCAUUAUACACCAUCAAAGCAUUUUAGAUGGCUGUAAAUGGCAUUUAAUUUGUAUUAACAUUAUAAAAAAGAUAACUCCAGAGAUUUAGUAUUGUACAUCCAUGGGAGAUUUGCAAGCGACAUGAUAAAAAAGUGAAAAAAGAUUGUCAGAGUUGAAGCAACAGAUGCAGAAAUGUCCUGACUUUUAAUCUAUAAUGUGGGUUAUACAGUGGUGUGAAAAAGUGUUUGCCCCCUUACUGAUUUCUUUUCUUUUUGCA
Monopterus albus (swamp eel) is the source of this 4560-nucleotide messenger RNA. RefSeq names its product NMDA receptor synaptonuclear signaling and neuronal migration factor b (gene nsmfb). The transcript has 16 exons. The coding region runs from base 400 to 2265 and encodes 621 amino acids. Lineage: Eukaryota; Metazoa; Chordata; Actinopteri; Synbranchiformes; Synbranchidae. Gene Ontology annotation, biological process: regulation of neuronal synaptic plasticity; regulation of neuron migration. The record is from RefSeq and is a predicted model, not a curated record.